GCCAGCCUGGCUCCAUCCCAGCUCCAUCCUGGCUCCAUCCCGGCUCCAUCCCAGCUCCAUCCCAGCCAUCCUGAACCCAGGGACCAGCGGCAACCCCUCAUCGCCCUGCUUCAUCUAUGCCAGGGAUGCAGAGCCCUGUGCAUCCCUGCCCGUCUCCUCUGCCAACCUGGACUGCUGCCACCAGCCACCCAGGGAAUUUUGCAUAUUUUUUGCAGGGCAAUAAUUUUGCAGGGAAAUAAUUUGAUGGGCUUGCAAGAAAUCCAGCCGUGCUGGGAAUUAGCCUGCCAGGGUGGCACCUCAUGCCGACGGUCAGAAAUGAGCCUGCUCCUUCAAGCCGUGCUGGGUUCAAUGCUGAAGCCUUUCGUUUCAGUGUGCACAUCGGUAGCAGAUGGUUUGGAGUUGCCAACUGUCAGCAAAUGCACUAAGAAAAUAAACUAAGAAAAAAUAAAGGAAAAAACAUAAGAAAAAAACCCCAACUAAACCAGCCGGGAGAAAAAAAGUGGAUUAAAUUCUGUUGGUGAGGAUGGGAAAAUCAGCUUGGAAUAUUUUCCUGGCAUGCUGCGUUGUGGCUGGAGGCUGUAGCUCACCUGGGGACCGGUGUCGGGAGGAGGCAGGAGGAUGCUCGUAGCUGGCAGGGGCUGGCAGGGCUGGCGCUGAUCUGGGGGCUCAGCCCAAGAAAUCCUGUGGUGCAAAGAAGGGGAAGAGCUCGGGCACCUUCUCCCAGAGCCAGCCGAGCUGGGAUGCUACGGAAAAAAGGGGGGAAAAAAUAACCUAAUGAGCUGAACGUUCUCUGACUGCGCUCUCAGGAACUUUGCCAGGGCGUCAUUGAACUUGUCAGGAAGUAUUACAACAAAAUUAAGAACCAGCAGCAAUUUUCUUGCGUUCAGGAUCCUAUGCUUUAUAAAGUAAAUUAUUAAUGCAUUUUUUUUCUCUGUUAAGCAGUUAUUUGCAGCAGUCUUGGUAUAUUUCUCAUUAGAAAUAACAUCAUCUGAAGAACUUAUAUUGAUUCUUUUUUUUUUUUUUAAUCUCUGAAUCAUGAACGUGAACAACAUAUUUCUAUGAUGUUCCCUUUAACUAGAAUUCUCAGGCUUUAUUUUUAUAUUAUUGAUCUUUUUGACAUGAAUUGCUUUUUGGCCUUGUGAAAACGUUGCGAGCUGCUUCUGCCGUCGGAGGAAUGGGCGGGGGGUGCCGUGGAAGGAGCUGGGGGACAUGGGAUAGGGUCUGUCCACAUGCGAUGGGUCUGUACAAUGUGCGAUGGGUCUGUGUGGGUGAGAUGGGUCUGUGCGGGUGUGUGGUGGGUCUGUGCGGGUGCAGUGGGUCUGUGGGUGUGCGGUGGGUCUGUGUGAGUGUGUGGUGGGUCUGUGUGGGUGUGCAAUGGGUCUGUGUGGGGGUGUGUGGGGUCUGUGUCCAUGUGCAGUGGGUCUGUGGCUGUGUGGUGGGUCUGUGGAUGUGCUGUGGGUCUGUGUGGGUGUGCAAUGGGUCUGUGUGGCUGUGCGAUGGGUCUGUGUGGGUGUGUGUUGGGUGUGUGUGGGUGCAUGGGUCUGUGUGGGUGUGCAAUGGGUCUGUGUCCACAUGCAAUGGGUCUGUGUGGGUGUGUAGUGGGUCUGUGUGGGUGUGCAAUGGGUCUGUGGGUGUGCAGUGGGUCUGUGUGGCUGUGCGAUGGGUCUCGUGUGGGUGUGUGGUGGGUCUGUCCGGGUGCAGUGGGUCUGCACAUGUCUGUGAUGGGUCUGUGCAUGUGUGAUGGGUCUAUGUGGGUGUGCAACGCAUUUGUGGGCAUGCAGUGGGCUUGUGGAUGCAUGUGCAACAGGUUUGUAGACGUGCAGUGGGUCUGUGCAUGUGUGCAACGGGUUUGUGGGUGUAUGAUGGGUCUGUGUAUGUGUGGUGCGUCUGUGUGAGUGUGCAAUGGGUUUGUGGGUGUGCAAUGAGUGUGCAUCUGUGCAAUGCGUCUGUGCGUCUGCAGUGGGCUUGUGCAUGUUUGUGCAAUGGGUUUGUGGGUGUGCAACGUGCCUCUGUGCAUCUGCAGUGGGCUUGUGCGUGUGAGUGCAAUGGGUCUGGGUGCACGAUGGGUCUGUGCAUGUGCAGUGGGUCUGUG
This is a messenger RNA of Falco peregrinus (peregrine falcon), 2092 nucleotides long. RefSeq names its product keratin-associated protein 5-1-like. Bases 1410 to 1895 code for a protein of 161 amino acids. Lineage: Eukaryota; Metazoa; Chordata; Aves; Falconiformes; Falconidae. The transcript is spliced from 2 exons. The record is from RefSeq and is a predicted model, not a curated record.